UUGGGUAAUGACAGAAGGGCAACACUGUAUUGAUUCUACUGCCUGUGGCCCAGGUACAUCAGACAGGGAGACGCGCAGACUGUGAGUGGAUGCAGUGAUGGAGAGUAUAAACUAUGACAGAUUCAGCUCAUCAGAUACAGAAAAUCUCCAUCACAACCCAAAACUGGUUCCUCUAAAAGGCAGACAGAAUAGAGUGGCAUAUGUCCUGUAUGGCCUUUUGAUCCUUCUCUUACUAAUCCUAGUGAUGGUCACUGGAAUUAAAUUUUCUCAGCUGAGCCAAGGUAUUGAAGAAAUCAAGAUUUACCUAACAGCAGCGAGCUCUCAUAGCUCUCCGUUCCCAGCUAAGUCUCCACAGCAUGGUGAAGUAGAUUUGGGCCCACAAUUUGUGGAGGUGCAAGGGGAUUGUCACAGUGACUGGUUGUACUUUGAAAAGCACUGCUACUACUUGUCGACUGAGAAAACCAACUGGCACAGUGCAGAGCAGAGAUGCAUUGAGCAACAGGGACACCUGUUUGUCCCCAACUCUAUGAUGGAGAUGGAGUACAUGUCGAUGGUUGCAGUGGAAAAACACAUGUACUGGAUUGGACUGGUAGAAUAUGGGCAUGAAGGCAACUGGACCUUAGUUGAUGGGACAGACUUUAAAUCUACGCCAAAAUUUUGGGAUCAUGGGCAACCGGACGAUUGGCAUGUGCGUGUGAACGGAGAGGACUGUGGCCAGCUCCAUCCAGACAUACAAAUUGGCUUAAGAAGAUGGAAUGACGCUGAUUGCACCCUGAAUUACUAUUACAUAUGUGAGGCUAAUGUCUAAAGGAUAAUUAUGUCCAGCAUAUCUGCAGUCACAUAUGCAUCACCUCCUAAAAUAUAUUCCAGUAGAAAUGUUUUGAUGAUUUUGUUUUUGUUAAAAAACAAAUUAAUGUAGCCUAAGUUACACAAUUUGCAUUCAAUGCAACAGAUACAAAUGAAGAAAUAGUUUGCUGGUGUGUUUCAAAAUGUUCUUGUAUAUAAAUUGGGUAUAUGGAAAUCAUACUUAUUUUAAGAGACAUAAAGACGGAGACUGUUUCCACUUUAUACUGACUAACUUUAUAGGUUUUGCACCAAAGUUUGUAUUUAACUGGUGUUAAACUAUUAAAACUUUAAAAUGUAUUGACAA
Molecule: messenger RNA, 1150 nt
Organism: Alosa alosa (allis shad)
Lineage: Eukaryota; Metazoa; Chordata; Actinopteri; Clupeiformes; Clupeidae
Gene: asgrl1
Product: asialoglycoprotein receptor-like 1
Exons: 8
Coding region: 98-808 (236 amino acids)
Source: RefSeq, a predicted model, not a curated record